AUGACUUUAAUAGGGGAGUCCCCGUCCGACAUGUCUGAUCGUCUAUACCGUGCCACAAAGAAGUUUAAAACCAUGAUCAAGAUGAGAACCUGGUCCCCGAAACGAGCCAAGAAGCAACAGGAAAAUGGCCAAGGCCGUUGCUACCUAAUGGAAUUACCCACCGAGCUGUUGCUGGAGAUCAUAUCCCAUCUGACAGUGCUGCCGGAGGCUGCGCUGGCACUGACCAACAAGCGCAUGUUCGCAAUCUCUGGAGAGAUCCUGCUCUCGAAAUCCCUUCGAUUCAGUCGGGACUUUGCGCCGCUUUUCCACCAUUACCGCAAUGAUCAUAACUUUGUCACACCCCGGUGGUCAUUCCUCAACUUAUUGGAAAACUCCCGCUGGAAACUAUGCUCCAAGUGCUUGAAACUCCACCCUCGAGCCGCAUUCUCCUCCAGAGAGCUGAGGCGGAAGCCAGAGAAUCGAACAUGCAAUGUUGGAGAGUUAGCAGGGGUUGUCGAUUUGUGCCCAUGCAAGAAAUUAACUUUCCGCGACAAACUUGACCUCGCGGAUCAUGUUCGAGUGCGGCAGGUGACGCUGCAACCCUUGAAAUUACAAUUUGGGAAGGCCGUUGAUGACCGCUACUGCUGGCAUACAUGCACCGAGCAGUAUGGCCCAACCGAGCUGCAGACAUCUUUGUUUCCAGAAAUCAAUGCCGACAACCAGCUGGUUAUUCGCACGGAAUACCAACUCACCACCGAGUCGGGCCAAGUUGGCAAGGAAGAUUAUAUGACACCACGCUUCGGGUGUGCACAUCGAUCGGUCGACCUGUGGCUCUCGAGUGUUCACCAAACCACUAUAUGCCGCCUUUUCGACUCUCUCUGCUCAUCCUGCAAACGUAUAUCGGUCUGCAGCGCAUGCGAUACGACGCUGACCUGUCCACGAAAAUCACCAUUCCAUUCUGAAAAGUCUGGCAGAGCAACAUAUUCAUUCUGGACGCAAAGAAGCCUCGGAGGGACGGGUCCAGUUCCUGAUCCGGCUUGGGGAGCACAAAGAAUCCAUCCAGCCGAACCUUCAGUCAGUGUUGAAAACUGCAACGAGUUGUGUCCUUGGACAGUGCGCGAACAUCCUGCGCUUUCAUUUGCGCCGAGUAUAGAACAGGAAAUUAUCGAUUCUGGAAUAGGUAACCAACCCAUCAACCAACUGUACACAUACAUCAACAUGGUUUAA
This is a messenger RNA of Penicillium samsonianum, 1206 nucleotides long. RefSeq lists its product as uncharacterized. Gene Ontology annotation, molecular function: protein binding. The record is from RefSeq and is a predicted model, not a curated record. Bases 1 to 1206 code for a protein of 401 amino acids. NCBI's taxonomy places the organism in Eukaryota, Fungi, Ascomycota, Eurotiomycetes, Eurotiales, Aspergillaceae. The transcript has a single exon.